ACUGCUCCCUUAGCAAAUGACCUCAGUUGUUUAUAUUGAUGUGUUAAGUCGUAAGAACGAUUGUCAAUAGGUUUUAAAGAGAUAUUAUUUUAAAGUUUGUGCAAUGUUUGGAUAAAUAUGUGUUUAAAUGAUAUCAAAUAAGUGUUUAAGAGUAUCAUUCUUUCAAAAUGAUCUGACUCAAACAAGGAAGUAAUUUACUUCAAAAUAUAAUUGAUACAUGACCUCAUAUGACGAUAUAGUGAAUAUAAUAAUUGACAAAUAAUCAUCACUUCAUCCCACAAAUCAAAUUUGCGCACUAAGGAACGUUUUGACUUCAAUUAUUUUAUCUUAAACUGCAUUAGCAAGUACCAUGGCAUCAACACAGAUUCAGUGUGAAAUGUGCUGUAACGAAAAAGCAGUUGGAUAUUGCACAACCUGUGGAAACGUUGGAGAAACUUGUAUAAAACUUCACAAGACAGUAAAGGUGUUUCAAACUCACAUGGUCAGUAUGAAUGAUGAAAAAAACGGUAACUCAAAGGUCACUAAGCGGGACAUCACCGAAGAGAGAUGUAAGCAGCAUCCGACAGAGAGAACUAUAUUUCUUUGUAAAAUUCAUGAUUCCAUGCUUUGUAGCAGAUGCUUUCAUUCGGAACAUCUUUCUUGCUUUAAAGAGGUCGUUGACUUGCUGCAUGAAGAUAUAAACAUUGAUUGCGAUAAAGUCAUCACGAUGAAGUCACUGUUCAAUGAGCUAAAAGCUGAAAUUCUGUUUUUAAAAGACGAAGCAGAACAUAGGCAGGAUAGCUACAAGAAUAAUGCUGACACAUGCGUGGAAAAGUGUAUGGAAUUGGGAAAUAGAAUAAAACAUCGUGUAGAUGAUUUGACAAGAAACUUUAAAGACGGAAUAAGAGAGAUAUAUAAAGAAAAUGUGAACACCUAUUCACAUAUAACUAAGACGUGUGAUGAGAAAACCAAGUGGUGUGAAAAUGAAGAAAGUAAAAUUGAUGAUUUCGUUGACAAUAAAAUGGCUGGGCGCUUGUACCUCGCGAGUAGACAUUUUGAGAAAGAGGUAUCGGACGCUAGAUUCCACCUCAAAGAAAUCAAACGCAAACACACGUUUAAAGGGAUUGAAUUUAAAGAAAACAAAGUAAUUCUAAAAUGUGUGUUUGAGGACUUGGAAGAAGUUUGUGAACAACACGAAGAAAAUACAGGAAGCGACGAUGUACAUGCCAACGACGUUGUCGCAUUCAUAACAGAAAUUAACAAAACACGGAGAGAGCUCAUUGCAUUGUUGAAAAAGGCAAGAAAUGAAUUAGACGAAUCAGAAAAGGCUAGACUGUCACUGCGUGAUGAGCUGAAACAAGUGAAACAAGACCUGGAUAAAUCAGAAAAGACAAGACAGUCACUGUGUGGUGAGCUGAAACAAGUCAAACAAGACCUGGAUAAAUCAGAAAAGGCACGACUGGUUCUCGAGGCGGAGUUAAAAGGAACUAAAGAAGACUUGAAUCAAGUUGAAAGGGAAAGAGCAAUAUUCCAGGCGAAGUUUCCACACGUUAAGGAACACUUGAAUUGGACUCAACCCAAUGGAACAGUUGAAGUCAAGACCAGCAUAGAAUACGGAGAGCGUAUCAUCGUGUUGGAUUUUACAUUCCCGGAUGGCAUACAGAUGAUGCACCAUCCGUCCCCGGGAAACCCGAUAACAGGCUGCACGUUCAAAGGACGCUUGAGGUUGAACUAUGAGGGCGAGCUGCUAUGUAGAAUGUUAAAGGCAGCAUUUAGGAGAGGGUUGAUGUUCAUGUUGGGGAAGGAAGGAAAAGUUGUUUUGAAUGGCGUCUCAUUGUAUGAUGAUUCAGUGUAUACUCACGGAGGGCGGUGUCGUUAUUCUCAAUACAAACAGUCGUUGGAAGUGGUGCUUGCAUCCAAAGGCAUCACAGCGGCGAACGUAGUUGAGACGGGCAGGCUGGAAGAGACUUUCGCUGUUGAUGCUGCACGCAGUUCGUAAGUACGAUGAUAGCUGAGUUUGCAGACUAGUUAAUAACAGAGGCGAAUGCAGAACUUGAAUAUUGAAAAGAGAUGUUCACGGUCGUCUGUCUGUUGUUCGAGGUCGUAUGUAGUGGAUUUUUUUUCAAAUACUUGGUUUUGAAAUAGUUUAAAUGAAUAUUAAUCCAUUACGUGUGUAACCUAGAAUAAUUUAUAAAAAUAUUUUGAUUUGUGUGAAUUGUUUCUAGGGUGAUUUAACUGUUUCUGUGGUGAUAUUAUUUUUGUUAAAAGUGUUUAGUGCAUGUAAGGUCAAAAAUUGUUGAUUGUACGUUUUGUGUAUCUAGUGUAUUUUAGGACCUAGCCGUUUGCCUAUUCAGAGUUUUUGUUCAAUUGUGUGACCAUAAGACUUGGCCCUGAAGUUUGCAUUGUAUUAGUACAAUUAGAUAAAGAGAGAUUUCGUGUUAAAGUGAAACUUGUGGUAGCAUUACACUAGAUGAAAAGUUGUUGAUUUGUUACGUUACAAACAAGCUAAGGACAAUCAUAUUAUAAGUAUCAACAUUUUCAAAGAUAUUUAUUGAACAAUGUGUUUUAUGUAUACAUAAUUUGUUAUACUAUAUGCAGUGCAUGUAUUAAUUUGUAUAUGACUUUAAACAGAACGUCAAUUCUCUAGGAACGAUGUUUUUACAUUAGCAAACAUAAACUACUUUUUACUUCAGAUGUAAUUCACCUAAACUGAGAUUUUGAUGUACUAUAGUUUUAUCAUCUAUGUCAACUCGUAAUACUGUAAUAAACAUUUCGUUAGGUGAUACUAGUAACUAGUUGCGAGGUUAAUAUAGCGUGACAAACUAGUUUAUAGAAAACAAACGUACUGCUAUGCAGUUAAAAUUUUAUAUUGUCUUAUCUGAUCUUACAAUGUACAAUUUUGUUUUCGAAGCGCUGCCAGAAACCGUUUCUUUGCAAAACUUAAUGUUAAUUGUAAAAAUGCUUUGUAUUACGUGUUAUUAUAUAUUUUCUUUUUUUAAAAAGUACAUCAUGAAAAUCAGAAAAUAUAGAUUGCUAUACAUGCUUUGGUGACAACUUGACCUUGAAUUGUCAUAACCCCUACUUGUUUUAAAGAUAUAUAAAGCUUUUUUAAGAUGACCAAUGUCAGGUUAGCUAUUAUGUUUUCAGUAAAUAUAUUAAUCCAAAUGACUUUUUGAACUCUACCGGCAUGGGUUCGCUCUCCACUGUCACCAGGAUUUUUUUCUUAAAAUUGUUAGU
Messenger RNA from Mya arenaria, 3216 nucleotides. RefSeq lists its product as uncharacterized. The record is from RefSeq and is a predicted model, not a curated record. NCBI's taxonomy places the organism in Eukaryota, Metazoa, Mollusca, Bivalvia, Myida, Myidae. The coding region runs from base 350 to 1978 and encodes 542 amino acids. The transcript is spliced from 11 exons. Gene Ontology annotation, biological process: protein ubiquitination; Notch signaling pathway.